Molecule: messenger RNA, 597 nt
Organism: Fukomys damarensis (Damara mole-rat)
Lineage: Eukaryota; Metazoa; Chordata; Mammalia; Rodentia; Bathyergidae
Product: ribonuclease 7
Exons: 1
Coding region: 1-471 (156 amino acids)
Biological process (GO): defense response to Gram-negative bacterium; defense response to fungus; innate immune response
Molecular function (GO): nucleic acid binding; RNA nuclease activity
Source: RefSeq, a predicted model, not a curated record
AUGACAUCGGCCAGACCAAGAUGCUUCUGCCUGCCGCUGCUCCUGCUGCUAGGGCUGUGGGUGGCAGAGAUCCCAGUCAGCGCCAAACCCAGAAACAUGACCUCAGCCCAGUGGUUUGCAACUCAGCACGUGCAACCCAAGCCUCAAAACUGCAACCCAGCGAUGGGCCGAAUCAACAAGUACACAAAGCACUGCAAACCUCUCAACUCCUUCCUGCAUGCAUCCUUCUCCAGUGUGGCUGCCACCUGCCAGACCCCCGGCAUACCCUGCAAGAACGGCCAUAAAAACUGCCAUCAGAGCUCACACACCGUGUCCCUGACCAUGUGUAAGCAUACCUCAGGGAGGUACCCCAACUGCAGGUACAAAGAGAAUCAUCAAAAUGCAUCUUACAUAGUGGCCUGUGACCCUCCCCAGAAGAAGGACUCUGGGAAAUUCCACCUGGUUCCUGUGCACCUGGACCGCAUCAUUUAGGUUUCCAGGCUCCUUACUCCUUGCUUGAGCUUCGUUCCUCCUCCUGGUCUCCUCCUCCACCCAGAGCAUAUUCUUCCCCUCACGUCUUGUACCCUUCAUUGUUUGGCUCUUUGGAAAGGCCAAGGC